AUGUCCAUCAGUCGCAUCACCCCAUCACUCAUAGCUGCGAGCAACGAAAACACCGUAGCGUUAGUAAAUGUAAACGCCGAUUUCUCCCUUAUCAAGCUCGAAGCUCCGAAUGAGUUCAAGGAUCUCGGACGAUCGCUGACCCACCACCGUCGAGAGCUGGCGGAAGAAGGAGCCGUGCACAGGACAGCUCGUCGACUGGGUGCUCUAUUCGAAAGCAUUGCGCCCCUCUCUCCACUUGUGAUCAAGGCCUAUGGUGCAAGAGUCUCGGAGAUAUCACGAAGUCACACCAAUGAGAAUUCUGCCCCUCGCCAUGGGGUUUUUGCCGACUGUAUUGGCAUGGAUGGAACUUCGGUUUGGGCUGCAGCUACUUCAGGAAAGUCAGCUAUAACAGUCCAUCUGCUUGCUUGCAUGCUAGCACGAGCCUGGUCAGGAUCACAAGCUACGUCCAUAUGGGUAGAAAUUGUUGAAUCACGGCGUCAAGAAUUGAAGAAGCAAAUACACGAGGGCAUAUACAACGAUUACACCCAAGUUGGACUAGCAGUGUCAGCCGAUCUGACACGGACUGACCUUGCUCAAUGGGAUGCGUCAGCUCGAUCAUGGCUCCAGGUCGCCGACGAUGAACUUAUUCGCCGUCAAAAGCAAUUGAUGCUUAUCAUCAACAACAUCAACAUGCCCGUCAAUCAUGGCACGUCAAACUUUAGUACCUACGCAAGAGUAGUGGAGGCUUGGAAGACAGCAGUAGAGGCUCUAGAAAAGCUUCUCCAAGGUCAGCCACAGAGACUAUCCAAAGGAUCCGUAUUGCUUGGUCUCGCAUCUUGGCAUUUGUACCCAGAUCUACUCAUCCUUGGUGAGAGCGUCACCGCGGUAGACUUUAAAGAUCCCAUUAUUGCGGACUGCGCACAACUCACCAUAGGGUUAUGGAAUCCUGAUAUUGACAAGGACGAAGGUGUUUACUGGUCACUAUCCCUCUCUCAUCUACGCUUUUACGGCGAUCCCGUCAAGGUGACGAGCAUUACUACACGCGAUGCAUCCCGGCUGGAUAUCGAAGAGCUUCACUUGCUCACCAUGGGCGCCUUUCUCGCAGAUUGGGGUAAUAUCCGAGCUUCGGACUUCACUCAAGCGGCUCACUUUUUCGUUGCUCUUGAUAAUGCUGUGUGCAAUGACAAGGGUUCUCCUCUCAAUAUCGAUUUGGAUUGGAGCUGGAUACACCUGUUUGGUGACGCUUCAAGAAAAUUCUUGGCACUUCCAGACACAGAGAGAACAGCCGCGUCUACUUUCAUUGCUCUUGGACACAGGCGUGGCCAUAGCCUUCUCAGUAGAGACACAGCACAGAUCCCACCAAUAAUGGGUCUUUGCCAUCCAUGGAUACAACAAAUUCUUCGCGCCGAUAUGGGAGAUAUACCAUAUUUUGCCCAUGGAGCCCCGGGAAAAGAUAUGGCAGUUGAGAUGAUGCGACCGAAAUCGCAGUUAUUACGUGGCGAGAUCUCCGUUUCGCGCCCAUAUGGCAUUGUGAGCAGACCACAUGCAACUCACCAGAGCCACGCACUAUGUAGCUGCUUCUAUAGCAAGUAUGACCAGAAGGGACCAAACUUUGUGUUGAUCGCCGGGUCUGUGGAUCACGUCGCACUGCUCGUUCGUACCGAUUCCGGGGUCCGGGCAAGGAAGACCAGACUCAAAUCAGCGCAGCGGCGAGCACAGACUGAGCCACUACAUACAGUGGAGCAGGUGACCCAAGCUAUAAGAGCUGGCCAACUUCCUGCAAAGUCGCUAGCCACAUACUUCAUCUCUCUUCGACAUGGCAACCAGAUUGCUGUACCCACGCUCCAUAAGGGACUCGUGGUCAAGACGUUCACGGUUGAACCUUACUUGCGGUCACUACGCGCACUUUCUCUAGCCACAGAAACAUUCAAAGACCUCCCUGGAUCCACAAUCAGCCUAGGCAUUAUAUCCACACCACUUCACGAUGCGCUAUGGCUCCCACCUACAGGCGUGCAGCGCCUCAAUCGGCAACAAAAAUUCUCAUGUAUAGCAAUGUUUGAAUCAGGCUCAUACAAUAUUGAACCAACGGCGCUUGACGAUGUCAUAGCCAUCUCCUCACGGAACAGCAUAUUCACAUCAAAGCUGCUUCAUCACGAUCCAAGCUCCAUUGAACACAAAGACGAUAUUACUCGAGUCAUCGGAAACGUGGGAAAGACUGGCAUGGUAUUGAUGGUCGCACCUCAAGCGCCGCGUCUGCGUAAGAUCGACCUGAAUAAUUUUCGUCUUGUUUCUCACGCGCCAUUCGACGGGAAAUCAGAAGACUCUUUCAGGUCAACAUCCUUGCAUUUGAGGUUUACUGAAUUCGAGAUGGCGUUCGAUGUUGGCCAGCGAGGCGCGAUCGACAAAGACCUCUGCCUCGUUGAGACCUUGAUACAAGUUUACGACAGAGAUGAAUGGAUCGCGGACAUAGACGUUUUGCCGUUAUUCAACGAAGGCAAUGAUGCCAUACGUCGCAAUGAUAUCACCUGCACAGGCUGCUCACUCGCAUCGCAAACUACGGACAUCCCCAGUUGGCUUGUGUCCGUUGACAACUGGGAGGAACUCCUAGAUGCUCCUAAGGGCUUGGGUAAACUCAACGUUGCUGUUUUCAGAGCACACGACAACUGGAUUGCACGCUUAGCUGCUGCAUGCAUAAGUCUGCAAAGAGGGUUUCGAAUCGUCAUCAAUCCUGUGGACAAGGUGUGUUGGGGUUGUUGUUGCAGAAAGAAAUGGGGAUGGAGUGCGGAAACGUUGAGCCUAUCGCGUUACGCAGCACUUAACCAUUUUGAUUCGGAAGACCUGGAUGACAAUGACUGCGAACAUAGUGAUGAAGGAGACAGUUCAGAUAGCUCUGAGAGCGAUACCUCAGGAUCGCCACGUUCGGAUAGCUCUGAGAGUGACACCUCAGGGUCGCCACAUUCGGAAGCGUUGACUGAAAGAGACACUUCCUUGAGCAACCUGCCAGAUCUUGAAACGGGCUCCAUGGAACUCAGUUCAUAUACAGGACUUGUCCAAAAAGCUUUGAGAAAGAUGGUCACCGACCCCGGUUACGAGUCAGACGACACUGUAUUCAAUGUGGAAGGGGAGACACAACUCCAUCAUAUGCCUCAAGUGUUCAUCCUUUGA
Molecule: messenger RNA, 3144 nt
Organism: Alternaria burnsii
Lineage: Eukaryota; Fungi; Ascomycota; Dothideomycetes; Pleosporales; Pleosporaceae
Exons: 2
Coding region: 1-3144 (1047 amino acids)
Source: RefSeq, a predicted model, not a curated record